AACACUUUACUUAAGUGCACCAGCCUCUCCUCACUAAACUCUCACCCAUCACUUAUUCCCCUCCACUUCAUCAAUCUUUAUUUACUUCCUCGUAUACCUCACAAUGUUCCGCCAGGCCAUUGCCACCUCGUCCCGCGCUCUGCGGGCUGCUCCCAAGGUCGCCGUCCCCCGACCCUUCGUCCAGUCGCAAUUCCAGGCUGCGCCUGCUUUUACUCUCAGAUCCGCCCAGCCCGCCGUCUCAAGAUGGUACAGCGACGCCAAGGAGUCCGAGUCCAAGCCUGUUGAGGAGGCCAAGUCGGAAACCAAGUCUGACGAGAAGCCCGCCGAGAAUGAUCCCCUCGCUGAGCUCAAGAAGUCUCUCGAGGCCAAGGAGACCGAGGUCAAGGACUGGAAGGACAAGUGCCUGCGCACCGUCGCCGACUUCCGCAACCUGCAAGAGCGCACCACCCGUGAGGUCAAAUCCGCCAAAGAUUUCGCCAUCCAAAAGUUCGCCAAGGACCUCGUCGACAGCGUUGACAACCUCGACCGAGCUCUUGGAAUGGUUCCCCAGGAGAAGCUCAAGGUCAAGGACCGACCUGAGGGCAUCGAGGAUCUCGCCAACCUGUACGAGGGUCUCAAGAUGACCGAGGACAUCCUCAUGAACACCCUUAAGAAGCACGGCCUCGAGCGUCUCAGCCCCGAGGGCGAGAAGUUCAACCCCAACGAGCAGGAGGCUACUUUCAUGACUCCUCAGCCUGACAAGGAGGACGGUACUGUCUUCUUCGUUCAACAGAAGGGCUUCAAGCUCAACGGCCGAGUGCUGCGCGCCGCCAAGGUCGGCGUUGUCAAGAACAAAUAAACACACACCUCUUUACUCUCUCUAAUACGGGAGGUGGUGUGUUGGACACAUCAUCUCUACACAAAUUCGCAUCUCGCGUGUACUAUUAAACCUGGUUAUCGGUUGGCGUUGGCUCGAUGUAUAAUGCUCCCCUCAUGAUGGUCAUUUUUCAACUUGUAUGAUGGUUACAGGUGCUUGGAAAGGAGGAAAAAGGUUUCAAGAGAGUUGGGACAUUUGUACAUAAAAAUAAACACGUACAUGUAUAACAGUGGAAAAGCGGAAGAUCUGGAGGCAAUGGAAGGGGACUUUAUAUUCCGAAGAAGACAAGGUAGAAAUGAAUACCUAU
Fusarium graminearum PH-1 is the source of this 1163-nucleotide messenger RNA. RefSeq lists its product as uncharacterized. Gene Ontology annotation, molecular function: adenyl-nucleotide exchange factor activity; protein homodimerization activity; protein-folding chaperone binding. Gene Ontology annotation, biological process: protein import into mitochondrial matrix; protein folding. Lineage: Eukaryota; Fungi; Ascomycota; Sordariomycetes; Hypocreales; Nectriaceae. The record is from RefSeq and is a predicted model, not a curated record. Gene Ontology annotation, cellular component: PAM complex, Tim23 associated import motor. The coding region runs from base 104 to 838 and encodes 244 amino acids. The transcript is spliced from 2 exons.